Molecule: messenger RNA, 1067 nt
Organism: Pollicipes pollicipes
Lineage: Eukaryota; Metazoa; Arthropoda; Thecostraca; Pollicipedomorpha; Pollicipedidae
Product: radial spoke head 1 homolog
Exons: 6
Coding region: 114-1067 (317 amino acids)
Biological process (GO): spermatid development; axoneme assembly
Cellular component (GO): motile cilium; nucleus
Source: RefSeq, a predicted model, not a curated record
CUGAACGCAUAUUGGCGUGAAAGUGGCUUUACUGGGAAGGGCAUUGAACAUCUUGACCCAAUUAUUGCUUUAAGUGAGCAGUUGAUGCCGUUAAGUACAGUCAGCCGCUAAAUAUGUCGGACACGUCAGAAGAGGAGGAGGAGCAGAAUACAAUCGGAGAGUACAACGGAGACAGAAACGAAGCCAAGCAGCGGCAUGGGUAUGGAGUUGCGCAUCUCCCGAAUGGUGACAUUUAUCGCGGGUACUACAACGAGGGAAAACGUCACGGCAGAGGGCAUUACCGCUUCAAGAAGAACGGUAGUCGCUAUACCGGUGAAUGGCAAGAUGGCAAGAAGCAUGGCCGAGGAGUAUUUGUCUACCCCGACGGCACCAGAUACGAGGGAAAUUGGGAAGAUGAUAUGAAGUCAGGCCAGGGUACGUAUUACUUUGCCAACGGAAAUAAAUACGUCGGUGAAUGGCGCGAGGAUAUGAGACAGGGAAUGGGCAUCUGUUUCUGCCCGGCUUCUAACUGCAAGUACGUCGGAGAAUGGGAAAAUGACCGACGGAAUGGCAAGGGUACGCUGGUGCACGAGGACCACAGGUUCGAUGGGUUGUGGAAGGACGACCUGCCAAACGGGCCCGGCUGCUACGUGUUCGGCGAUGAGCUUGUACAGGAGGGAGUGUACAUCGUGCGCGAGCAGGAGCUGAGCGACGAAGAGAUGGGCCACAGCGUCGACGAAGACGAGCCCUCGCUCAAUCUGGUGCCCAUCUGGCGGGCAGAGAGAGUGCUGUGCGGUGAAGCAGCUGUAAACCGGAUCCAGCACGGUCUGGUGGACUUGGAGAGGGUCGCCAGCCACGUCAGCAUCGGCUCAGCGAUGCUGGUGCCCGAGAAGCCUCCUCCCCCGCCGGCGGAGCCUGAACAGCCCGAGCAGCCGGAGGCCGGAGAUGCGCCGGCAGACGGCGCUGCUGACCAGGACGAACCUUCCGAGGCGCCGUCCGAGGAGGCCGGCGACGAGGCCGAGACAACCAAGUCCGAGCUGGCCGGAGAUGCGGAGGAGGAGGCGGAGGAGGAGGAGCAGGAGCAGUGA